AUGGCUUGGUGGAACAUGCUGGAUUCGUACGUGGCAAUAGCGGAAGUUAAAGCCAUGAGGCCCGUCAUGUGGAUCCUGCAGCUACUGUUCGCAGGCGUAUCCUGGCUACAUCUGAGAACCUACGUGCCUGUAGCUACCUAUACCUACCCGCGGCACGCAGAAGUUUUCAAUGGAGAAAUGUUCGACUUCAUCGUGGUGGGUGCGGGGUCGGCGGGGGCCGUGAUUGCUGCACGGCUAGCCCAGGUUGUCGAGUUUCGGGUGCUGCUAAUCGAGGCGGGGGGCGAUCCGCCUGUUAACACUGAGCUUCCCAGCCUCACUCCGUUCGUGGCUAACACAGAAUUUGACUGGAACUACUACACUGAAGACGACGGAUACUCCAGCCAGGCUCAUAGGACGAAAAACAUCCGCUUCACCCAAGGAAAAAUGCUCGGGGGUUCCAGUAGCGCUAACUACAUGUAUUACGUGCGAGGGAAUCCGCUGGAUUAUGAAUGGUGGAGUCAAUUGGGUGCUGAAGGGUGGGACUAUCGUAAUGUUACAGACUAUUUUAAAAAGAGCGAAGCAUUUAAAAAUCCAAAAAUCGCGGCCCCAAAGCUGCAUAACACAGAAGGCCCUAUGGGAGUCACAUGGAUUCCCUGGGACCAGUAUACUAAGAAAUUUCUCUCAGCAUUUAAGAGUUAUGACUUUCACCUUGAUACGAAUCAAGAAAAUCAGCUGGGGUAUUCUUUCCCUCAAUACACAAUGUGGGACAAAAUUCGACAAAGUACUGCUAACGUUUUUCUCCGACGUGCCAAACACUUGGAAAAUUUAUUCGUUCUCAAGAACUCCUUAUGCACUAAGGUACUUUUCAGUGAAAAUAAAACAGCAAGUGGUGUGGAGAUUAAAUUACCCAGUAAAGAAAUCAUCUACACCUAUGCUAGAAAGGAAAUCAUUUUAUCUGCCGGUGCUAUUAACACCCCCAAAUUGUUGAUGUUAUCAGGAAUUGGUCCCAGACAACAUUUGCGUGAAAAGGGUAUUCGCAUGUUGGUUGAUUUGCCAUUAGUAGGCAGGAACUUGCAAGACCAUGCUGCAACAAUAGUAAUACUGACAGGUGAAAAAGGCAUGGAAUCUGCAUAUCAUAACUUUAAACUGUUUGCGAAUCUACACCGAUUUCCUACUCCUACUAUAAUGGGCUUCGAAACGCUAUCCGAGAACACUAGUAUCCCGAGUAUCCCAGAUUAUCAAACGUUUGUAUUUCCACUCCCAGCUGCAACUUUAAUUUCGACUAUGAUUUGUUCCUACGUGAUAGACCUCGAUGACAGAAUUUGCACAGCUGUGGCAGAGAUUGGUCAAAAACAAGAAACUCUUUUUACGUUGAUAACAUUGCUGCAUCCACAAUCCAGGGGACGCGUAGAGUUAAGGAGCAACAAUCCUGAAGCGGCUCCAAAAAUAUUUACAGGCUACUAUUCCAACGACAUAGAUCUAGAAAAACAUGCAAAAAGUGUAAUGGAUUAUAUCAAAAUCACUGAAAGCCAUUAUUUAAAGAGUCUCAAUUCUACGGUUGUUAACCUGAGAGUUCCUCAAUGUCAGAAUAUAAAAUUCAACACUUUAGAGUACUGGAAAUGUCACAUUCUGAACACAGCUACAACCGUAUGGCAUCCAGUCGGAACUUGUGCGAUGGGUAUUGAGGGCCAUAGCGUAGUAGAUGCUGAGUUGAGGGUGCGAGGUGUUCAUAGGCUAAGAAUAGGUGACGCUAGUGUUAUGCCGGCCAUCACUAGUGGUAACACUAAUGCGCCUUGUAUUAUGAUUGGAGAGAAAUUGGCAGAUAUGAUCAAAAUGACCCACACACCAGAUUUAUUAUAG
Messenger RNA from Cydia fagiglandana, 1839 nucleotides. RefSeq names its product ecdysone oxidase-like. The record is from RefSeq and is a predicted model, not a curated record. The transcript has 3 exons. Gene Ontology annotation, molecular function: flavin adenine dinucleotide binding; oxidoreductase activity, acting on CH-OH group of donors. Lineage: Eukaryota; Metazoa; Arthropoda; Insecta; Lepidoptera; Tortricidae. The coding region runs from base 1 to 1839 and encodes 612 amino acids.